Messenger RNA from Magnolia sinica, 1627 nucleotides. Its product is annotated as purple acid phosphatase 22-like. The record is from RefSeq and is a predicted model, not a curated record. Lineage: Eukaryota; Viridiplantae; Streptophyta; Magnoliopsida; Magnoliales; Magnoliaceae. The transcript has 5 exons. Bases 29 to 1384 code for a protein of 451 amino acids. Gene Ontology annotation, molecular function: protein binding; metal ion binding; acid phosphatase activity.
UAUAUGUGCAUAUCCCUUUAAGGCUUACAUGUUUGUGCUGCAGUCCUUGAGAGAAAUGGAGUGUCUGCGGUCGCAUGUGCUCAGGUGGGUUCUAGUUUGUUGCACGUGGUUCUUCCUACAUUCUCAAGCCUCGGAUGAAUACAUCCGGCCACCGCCCCGCAAUCUCAUCUCCACCCUUCAUAAUGGGUCCAGUUCUCAACCCCAACAGGUCCAUAUAUCACUAGUGGGGACAGAUCACAUGAGAAUUUCAUGGAUUACCGAAGCUCACAGUGCACCAUCUUCAGUGGAAUAUGGAAAAAUAUCUGGAAAAUAUGACGAAUCAGCAACCGGCGAACAUACAUCAUACAACUUCUUUUUAUACCGUUCUGGGAAGAUCCAUCAUGUUAAAAUUGGACCGUUAGAACCCAGCACAAUUUAUUAUUACCGAUGUGGGGGAAUCAGCAAGGAAUUUGAUUUCAAGACACCACCAGCAACAUUCCCCAUUGAAUUUGCUGUAUCAGGGGACUUGGGCCAAACCGAAUGGACGUCAUCGACACUGAAGCAUAUCAAUAGUUCGGACUACGACGUGCUUUUGCUACCUGGUGAUUUAUCUUACGCGGACAAUCAGCAGCCUCUAUGGGACACCUUUGGCCGCUUGGUCGAGCCACUUGCGAGCCGCCGCCCUUGGAUGGUCACAGAAGGCAACCACGAGAUUGAGAAGAUCCCCAUAAUCGGCCCUAGUGCAUUUAAAUCUUACAAUGCUAGGUGGAAAAUGCCAUUCGAGGAGAGUGGAUCUAACUCGAAUCUCUAUUACUCAUUUGAUGUUGCUGGGGUCCAUGUCGUUAUGUUAGGGUCUUACACGAACUUUGACAUGGACUCAGCACAGUAUAAGUGGCUCCAAGCAGACUUGGCUAAGGUCGAUAGGAAGAGAACACCAUGGCUUGUUGCACUCCUGCAUGCACCAUGGUACAAUACAAAUACUGCUCAUCAAGGGGAGGGAGAGAGCAUGAGAGAAGCCAUGGAAGAAUUGCUCUAUAAUGCUCGAACUGACAUAGUUUUUGCAGGACACGUCCAUGCAUAUGAGCGCUUCAGGAGGGUGUACAACAACAGUGCCAACCAUUGUGGUCCCAUGCAUUUGACCAUUGGUGAUGGAGGGAAUAGAGAGGGCCUUGCUUUGUUGUUUAAGACACCCACUUCUCCACUCUCAUUGUUUCGGGAAGCAAGCUUUGGACAUGGACGACUAAGGAUGUAUAACCAAACACAUGCCCAUUGGUCAUGGCACCGCAACGACGACUCUUCUUCAACUAUUCGUGAUGAGGUGUGGCUAGAGAACCUAACUACAUCAUCUAUGUGCGAGGUUUUACAUGCCCAAUUCUCGUCAACUUCUACUAAAGACGAACUUUAAUUAUGGGCAGAUAAGGACAUGCCCGUUGGUCAUGGCACCGUAAUGAUGACUGUUCUUGGACUAUCCGCCAUGAGGUGUUUGUUAGAGAACCUAACUUCAUCAUCCAUGAUGAACUUUAUCUAAUAACAUCUUUUCUUAGAGAUGAAAAUUAUAACAAUUAAUGUAUGUUUUAUAAACAAUUCAUUAAUCAUUGUCCUAAUGAUCAUUUUAUUUCUGGUAGUUUAGUAUUAUAUUUAAAAUUUA